Molecule: messenger RNA, 885 nt
Organism: Echinostoma caproni
Lineage: Eukaryota; Metazoa; Platyhelminthes; Trematoda; Plagiorchiida; Echinostomatidae
Source: the annotation of a GenBank genome assembly
GCCUCCAGUCGUCGUUUAGUUGACUUGGAGACACGCUACGCGGACCCGCAUUCUUGCAGUUUAUGCGCCUCAAGCAAUGCCUCUGACUCUGGCCCACCCUAUUCCAAUGGCGCUUCGACUGGUACAUCCUAUUCAAAUUCAUCUCAUUUGGGUGAUAGUCCACAAUCUGUGACCGGGUCGCUGGUUAGAGCGCACGCUUCCGGUCAACCUAUUCAAUCCACCGCUGAUCCUCCAGGGAGUAUUCCGGUUCCUUUUAGUUCCACAGCGCGACGCAUGUCACGUUGGGCCGCAUCCCCAUCGUGUCACUCACUGGGCACAUUUCGACAACCUCGUACUAGCUUCACAACCCACACAGUCACAGGUACAACUAGUACCACUACAUCACUGCAAAGACGCAAAAAGAGUUGGACCAGUCGACGCUCUGUCAGCGGUUCACCAUCACCUCCUCAACUUCCAGUCCUAUCAACACCUUCUGUAGGUGGUGCAGUUGCUGACGCGCCGGAAUUUCCCGGCACCAAACAGUCCGUUUUCCUCGAUAUUAAAACUUCGGAGGUGAAUAUGUCAACUUCUUCCUCGUCUUCUUCCGCCCUGAACGAAGGUGGUACCAAAAGCAGUCAGGAAAGCGAAUCGCAUUCAUUUGAACACGCUCGGGGCUUGGUGGAACCGGACGAGCAUUCGGCAUCAAGCAUCUGUUCCAUGAAGGAUAUACAGGCCCGUCUCUUGGAACUGUUUCCCGCGAACACGUAUUCCGGUACUACAACAGCUUCUUGUAGUCACAUGGUCAUCGCAUUUCGCUAUUUGCUUCCUCAGUUACUCCAGUUACCCAUGUUACAGUUGUUAUAUCUCCUCGAAAUUAUUGAAGUGAGUUGCCAUCGUGAUUGGUAA